Messenger RNA from Spirodela intermedia, 1973 nucleotides. The record is from the annotation of a GenBank genome assembly. Lineage: Eukaryota; Viridiplantae; Streptophyta; Magnoliopsida; Alismatales; Araceae.
AUGGGGGUGAAAGCUCAUCAAAAUGUUGCGGAUUCAUCCAAAUCUGAGAUUGGGGAAAUCGACACGAGGGCACCUUUUGAAUCUGUCAAAGCCGCUGUCUCUCUGUUUGGUGUGGCGGCCUUCUCUUCAGACAAACCCGUGGCAAGGAAAUUGAAGCCACUAUCUGCCGAGGUACUUUGCACGAAGAAAUCAGUUUACCAAAAUAUAUGCUCAUUAUUUUCCAUUUUCAACAGAUAUUUCGUCUGUCUGCAAACUGGAAGCUUAUAAUUCUUGAAACAUGUCACCUUGUUGUAAUUGUAUAUAUGGUGCAGCAGAACAUAUUGGCCAAAGAGACCCAGCUCCACGUGGCUCAGAAGGAACUGGACAGGCUGAGGGAACAGCUGAAUAAUGCCGAAGCAACCAGGACCCAGGCGCUUGCCGAGCUAGAGGAGGCCAAGAGGACAGUCGAGGUCCUGACCGGCAAGCUCAAGAUUGUUAACGAAUCCAAGGAAUCCGCAGUAAAGGCGGCGGAAUCUGCGAAGACCCAGAUUGGGAAUUCCAAAGAAGUCAACUCAGAGGCUAAUUCCGAGAACGGCCUCAACUGGACCCUUGAGCUCGACAAAUCCAGAGAGCAGUGCUCCAUCGUCAUCGCCGAGCUCGAUGGCACAAAGCAGGAGCUGAGGAGAACCAGGCGGGACUUCGAGGCCUCCAUGGAAGCCAAGGCCUCUGCGUCCCGUCAAGAAGAGGAAGCCGAGAAAUUGACCAUUGCCCACAGGGAGAGGGCGGCCCAGCUGGCGAAGGAGACCGAGGCCGUCCAAGAGUCGCUCGUCCUUCUGAAGCACGCCAUUCUGCAGGCGAAGCAAGAAGAGUCGAAGAUCCUGUCGGAGAAGGAGCUCAGCCGCCAUGACCAUAAGCUCGCCCUCGAAGCGGUGGAGAAACAGGCGGCCUCUCUCAGGGAAGAGCUCGAUCCGGAGAUUCUGGGGGAUCUCAGAGCGAAUCUGGCGGAGGUGGAAGCUGAGGUCGGCUCCGUUCAGAAGGAGCUGGGGGAUCUCAAGCAGGCCGACAUGGAUUCCUCUUCAAGCAUGGUGGCCGAGCUGGAUGCCGCCAGGGAAACUCUGCACAAGGUGGCAGAAGAGGCAGCCUCUCUGAGGACCUCGGCAGAGUUACUGAAGUUGGAGCUGGAGAAGGUCAGGAAGGAGCUUGCAGACCUGAGAGAGAAGGAAGCGCAGACUGAAUCCCUCGUCGUUGAUCUCCACCGGAAGCUCCGGGAAGGUAAAGCGGAGCUGCAACUUGCCGGAGCUCGAGAGUCGAAGGCGGUGAGCGCCCGGGAGGAGCUGAUCUCUGCCCGGCAGCAGCUGGUCUUGGAAGCCGAGAAUGCGAGGAGGGAGGCAGAGGAGAUGAAGAAGACCAGUUUGGAGCUGAGGAAGGAGGCGGAAGCCGCCGGUCUUGCUCUUGAGGAGGCUGAGACGAAGCUUCGUGCUGCCCUCAGAGAGGCGUCGGAGGCAAAGGUGGCAGAAACGGCCGCCCUCGGUGAGAUGAAGCUCCUCUCCGAUAAGACCAACGCCGCUCGGGCUUCCACGUCAGAGUCUGGGGCGGCGGCCAUCACAAUCUCCGACGAGGAGCACAAAUCUCUGAGCCAGGUUGUGGAGGAGUCUGAGGCACUGGCGGAGAUGAAGGUGGCCGCGGCGGCGGCCCAAGUGGAGGCCGUCAGGGCCAGCGAGAACGAGGCAGUGAAGAGGCUGGAGGCAUUGCAGCAGGAGCUGGUGGAGGUGAAGUCGGCGACGGAGGAUGCCAUAAAGAGGGCAGAGAUGGCCGACGCGGCAAGGAGGGCCGUGGAGGCCGAGAUGAAGCGGUGGCGCGAGAGGGAGCAGAAGAAGGUGGCGGAGGAGGCGGCUUCUUCUCAGGUCUCGAAGAUGGCGGCGCCGCCACAGCUGGGCAGCCUAGUUGACGGCAAUUCCCCUUCCCACCUUUCUGGCGAGCAGCCAGCGAGAUGA